GCUGCUAGAGUAUAUGUAGUAGGACUGCGAAUAAGCAGCUUUAAAAAAAGUGCCAUAGCUAGCUGAAUCUGUAGAUGUUAAUCCGUUAAAAUUUGCUUUCACUCCAUCAAGAGCCCUCAAAAGUUGUUAAAUUUUAGAAUUGCGGAUUAAUCCCACCUCUCACUAGCACGUCAAAAGGACACCCUUGCCCAGUCCCCUACUUCCGUCUGGGAAAUAUCGCGAGACUUUUGUGCGUCGAGGUCUAAUGAAGCAAGUGUUAGCUACUAUAUGAAGCAAUGGCAGAAUCCUCACUGAAUACCCCAGUUGCCUCUUUUAAAAUCUGUUCUGCAGAGUAUAAAGACACAGUCUUAAACAAAUUUGAGGAACAUAGGAAAAACGAAUUUCUGUGUGAUAUUACACUGAUUGUGGAAGAAACCACCUAUAAAGCACAUAAAGCACUGCUAGCAGCAAGCAGUGAGUAUUUUUCAGCAAUGGUUGGCAGUGAAACCCAGACAGGCCAUUCUAUCUAUGUUUUGGAUGGGAUGUCUGCUGUAACAUUUGGUGCAGUGCUAGAGUUUAUUUACACAGGUCGUGUUUUGAUGGAAGAAACAACAUCUGAGCAGAUCUUGGCCAUGGCCCAAGUCCUAAUGGUUAAGGAUCUAGUAAAAGCCUAUGAAGAUUACAUGAAAAGCAGAAAGACAGAAAUAUCCAGCCAAAAGACUGUUGAUAUUGUUGUUAUAAAACAAAAGAGAGGAAGACCAAGAAAAUGUGAAGGUUUAAUCAAGGAAAAUGCAGCAAUAAAUAAACAUAAACCAUUUGAAAAUCAAGAGACUUUGUCAGAAGUUAAAAACAUGGAUGAAAUAAAUAGUUAUGAGCCACCUCAGGACCAGAAAGAUGAGGUUUGCAGUGACAUGCUUCAAAGCAAAAUUAUUAUGCGCAGUCGCUUCAGCAAUCGCAAGAUCAAAACGCCUGUCAAGUUGAAGGGAUUUAGAUUGGAAAGAGAUUCCUUGGAGCAAGGAGAAUCCAGUAAACGAGGGCGGAAACGUAAAUAUCCUGAUACAGAGGCACGUUGUGAAGACUGUGGAAAGGUCUUCAAGAACCAUCUCUUUUUAACUAUCCAUAAAAGAACCCAUACAGGUGAGAGACCGUAUGUAUGUACACAGUGUAGUAAAGGUUUCUCCCAAAAGCAUAGCCUACUAGUUCAUCAGAGAAUGCACACAGGGGAGAGACCAUAUGAGUGUCCUGUCUGCUCUAAGGCCUUGUCAACAAAACACUCCCUGGUUGAACACAUGAGCCUACACACAGAGCAGAAGUCUUUCAGUUGUGACCAGUGUGGAAGAAAUUUCAGCCAGAAGAGGCAAUUAAAGAGUCACUAUAGAGUGCAUACAGGUAAGCCUUUGCCGGAGUGUGUACAAUGCCAUCGAAGGUUUAUGGAUGCCGCUCAGUUAAAAAAACAUUUACGAACUCAUACAGGUGAGAAGCCUUUUACUUGUGAAAUCUGUGGCAAAUGCUUUACAGCAAAAAGUACUCUUCAAACCCACAUCAGAAUCCACAAAGGAGAAAAGCCAUAUGUGUGCAAUAUAUGCAACAAAUCAUUCUCUGAUCCAAGUGCUAAGAGGAGACAUGCUGCUUCACAUAGUGGGAAGAAGCCAUUUUCCUGUUCCCUUUGUAAUGUCACUUUUGCACGCCUUGACAAUCUUAAGGCUCAUAAAAAGACACACAACAAGGAAAAGCGUACGGUUGGAUUGACGGACCUGCCUACAACUGGAGAAGAAGAGGUUCAAAGUAUCCUUCAGCUUCAGCAGUACCAGCUGACUUCAUCAGGGGAACAGGAGAUUCAGCUAGUGGUUACAAAUGAUGUAGGUAAUUUAAAUUUUGUGCCUGGUCAAAGUCAAGGCCUGAGUAUAAUCGCUACAGAUGAUUCACCCACUUUGACGUCGGAUCAGGCUUCUGGAUUGACACUGCUCACUCAGCCUUCACAGCAUGUACAGAAUGUGGCCCUUGUUGCUCAAGGAGGACAAACAGAUCAGAUUCAGGCUAUUAGCGUAAUGGAGGGACAGGUUGGGUCUGGGCAAGCAGAGCAAAUGCAUGUUAUCACGCUGUCCAAAGAAGCCAUGGAACACCUCCAAGCCCAUCAUGGUCCACCACAGCAUCUACAAAUCACACAAAGGUCCACCGAACCUGUCCACCUAAUGCAGGACUCAACUCGACAAUUUCAUGAGCAAAGCUCACAACAGCUACAGAUAAACAGAGGGCAGCAGGCGAUUCACAUCAGUGGACAGACUCCUCAGCCUAUUUCCAUUAGCCAGACAUCCCAGCAAAUUCCCAACGAUCAGAUUCAAGGCCAGACUUUUCAGAUACAAGCUGGGACUGUUUCUUAUCUAUAUACUACAAAUUAAUCAGUGAUUAACAAAAUCAUUGUUUAAGGGAUACUCUUACUUGCCUUCAGCUUUUUAAAAAUCAUAAAUAUGAUGGGAUUUCUUUCAUAUUUUAAAAAAUCAUGACCUUAUUUAUUAAAACUACUUUGUGUGCAACCUUCAGAAUCCUACCAAGAAGAUGGAAAACUGCUGGUACUAAAGGAAAAAUGAAAGGUGUGUGUGUGUAAAUACACAUUCAAAUUACUUUUGUGCAUCAGCUUAAAGUAUACUAUAUACAAUUUUGAAGAUUUUUCAGGUAAAUGUUUGUUUACAAAUGGAUGCUUAUUAUAAUUCAUACAGCAGAGGAAGAUUAUUUACAAUGUUUAGCAAACGUGACAACCUUCUUGAGAACAUCACACAUAUGCAAACUGUGGAUUUAUUGAUUAUACCUCUGAUUAAAAACAAUUUUGUAAAUGAGCAGAAAAUUGACCUUCAUGUGGCUUAUUUGUAAUAAAAUUCAUUAUUUUUAAC
Molecule: messenger RNA, 2867 nt
Organism: Polypterus senegalus (gray bichir)
Lineage: Eukaryota; Metazoa; Chordata; Cladistia; Polypteriformes; Polypteridae
Gene: zbtb24
Product: zinc finger and BTB domain containing 24
Exons: 7
Coding region: 276-2378 (700 amino acids)
Biological process (GO): regulation of transcription by RNA polymerase II
Cellular component (GO): nucleus
Molecular function (GO): RNA polymerase II cis-regulatory region sequence-specific DNA binding; protein binding; DNA-binding transcription factor activity, RNA polymerase II-specific
Source: RefSeq, a predicted model, not a curated record